Messenger RNA from Zeugodacus cucurbitae (melon fly), 9323 nucleotides. RefSeq names its product E3 SUMO-protein ligase RanBP2 (gene Nup358). Gene Ontology annotation, molecular function: GTPase activator activity; protein binding. Gene Ontology annotation, biological process: intracellular transport. The record is from RefSeq and is a predicted model, not a curated record. Bases 378 to 8972 code for a protein of 2864 amino acids. The transcript is spliced from 7 exons. Gene Ontology annotation, cellular component: cytoplasm; nuclear pore. Lineage: Eukaryota; Metazoa; Arthropoda; Insecta; Diptera; Tephritidae.
UCACUUUUCUGACGCGAUGGAAAGAUGCCGAAAGUGCUGAAACGCCGCCACUUGCAAAAUUUUUUCCAAGCGCCGAACAUGGGAUACUUUGUCAGUGAGAGUGUAAAAGCAUAAAAUAAAGCAAAAGAUAUUUUGUUUUUAUCCCAGCAACAUUUUGUGACGAUUAAAAUUGAAAUUCAGUGCAUUUGCGUCAAAAGUGUGAAUAAUUGAAAAUUAUAAAGUGUGAAGUGGAAAAUAGCAACGCGAGGAAAUAUAUAUGUAAUAUAAAGUGACUGGAUUAAAAGGAAAUAAUUAGUUAUUAACAGGAAGAAACAUAAGGAAAUAGCUAGUGGACGAUUUUGUUGAUUCCUCACGUUAUACGUUUGUGCACGAAAAAAAUGUACAAGACUAAAAAAGAAGUGGAUGCCCAUGUGCGAACUGCACUAUCGAAGUUGCGUUCCGAGUCCGAGCGGCAGUUACGAAGUUUUACAAUCGCCAAGCUUUACUACAAAAUCAAUGAAUAUUCCACGGCAGAACAAUAUCUCUGCUCCUACCUCAGCGUAAAAGAAGACAAUGAUCAGGCGCAUAAAUUACUUGGUCAAUGUUAUCAACGGCUUAAGAAACCAGAAAAGGCUCUACAAUCGUUUCAACGUUCCCUACAAUUGAAUUCGAAGCAACCAGAUGUUUUGGCCGAUGUUUGUCAACUAUUGUUGGAAGAUAAAAACUUGAAUGCAAGUAAAGCUAAAUAUUGGUGUGAGUUAGCUGAGUCGGAGAAGGUGCAACACGAUGCAGUUUUCUCAUUACGCUUGAAAUUGAUAAACAAAGAGAAUUUGGAGACCAACCAAGUCGAGGAUUUAAUACAGAAAGAAAUUAGCGCUCGUCCAAAUGAUGUGCAAUUGCGUGUACGCCUUAUGCGUAAUUACAUUGAACAAAAUAAAGUAUUGGAUGCAUUCAAAUAUGUAUACAAUUUCGAAAUGAAUCAGCAGGACAAUUUCUCCAACAGCAGCGAAUGGUAUAAUAUCGUAUGGUUAGUGCUGAACAAAUACGAACAGAUGUCAAACACGAAGAAAGAUUGGGAAUUUUGGUUGUUAAUGGUCAUUUGUCUGGAACGACAAGUGAACAUCAGCUUCACAUUAACAGCUGCCUCUGCAACUGGUGGAGUAACGGAGACUGCGAAUUUACUCUUCAAUUUAGAUCAAUAUCUUUUCAAAGUCACACAGUUGUCAGACAAAUUGUGUGCACAACGUGAAUUAGUUAAUUUGUUUUUGGAUCAUUAUCGUGGUCAGAUGUUGAUUUAUGCGACAGCUUUAAUCUUCAAGCGUGAACUUUUGCAAAACAAAAACAAGUGGAAAGAAACUGUGAAGGUUGUGCUGCCACUAUUGCUACUUGCUUUUCAAACAGACGUGCCAGGCAAUCGUGAACCAUGGAUGAGGCAUACGGACGAACAAGGCAAGCAGUUGAUACAGUUGUGGAAUCGCGAGGGAUCUUUCCGUUGCGCACAGGCUGGUCGUACAUUGCUAUCGUGCAUUGCAGAUGAGUUGGCUACUGAUAAAGAAAAUGCCAACCAACAACUAAACAGUUUGCUUGGUAAUAAUCCUCCAUUGUGGAGCAAUAGCGAUGAAUUGUUGUCACAAAUACGACAAAUUUGCUUGGACAAGAAUUGGCGGCGAAAUGUAUUUGCUGCGCUCUACUGCAACAGUGAUCAGAAAGUGAAAGAACAAAGUUCGCUGUUAAUUAAGAGCCCAAAGCUAGCUGAGCCGGUAUUCGAAUUGCCCACUUACGCGGACGUGGAGCGUUAUGAGGAGGAUGCACAGUACUUAAAACCACAGUCUUUGCAGCAUUUGAUUUACCUCUGCCUGGGUAAUGACAAUCUCGCCUAUGUACGUGCAAAAUAUUUCAGUGGUUUGAAUUUCUCCACACAAAACUUGGCUUUUUGUGGGGCUGAAUCUUUAAAUCAAUUGGAUAUGGACACGUUUUUGUAUGCAGCAACUAUACAAGCCAAACGUACCCUGCAAGUUGAACGCGAAACAUUUGACAAUUAUAACACCGGAAAUCGAAGUGCGUCCGGACGUCCACGCAUUUUGCCAUUCGCUAAUUUGCAAGGACAACUGUGCACCGAAGAGCAAUCCAAUUGGUGGCUGGCUGCCUAUCAAGUUUAUAAAAAUCUAAACACUGAUAAUUUAGCAGAAUUACGUGCUAACUUACAGUAUGGCAUAGAAGCAGUCCGUGGCAUUAAUGGUCCAAAAAUUGACAUGAUCAUCGUUUUCAAAUUGGGGCAGCUAUUCGUGGCACGCGCACAAGAUAUUGUUAAACCGGUAGAGAAAGGAUUUUUGGAGGCACGUGCGGAGAAUAUUUAUAAGUAUGGCUUAAAUAUGGUGAAAAUGAACAAUAAGGGUGUGUUGGAGCCAUUCCGAAAAUAUUUUAAAUAUGCUAAAGCCAAAACGUCUGUUGUUGAGCGUGAAAUUUCGAAUGCAGCUGAAGAUGCAGUUUCGUAUUUAGCUUCGCGUUAUUUCAAAAAAGCCGAAUAUGAAGAGUUAAUCGAAGAAUUGACUGGUGUACAAUUGCCAUUUGCGACAUAUCUACAAGCAGAAGCUUAUCGUAAAUUGGACGAAGCCAACAAGACACCGAAAAAAGCCAAACGUAUGUAUUUGGAUCGUGCCAGUGAGUGUCUCAAUCAGACUUUGAAUCUCUUGAAAAACACUGAAUCGAAUCCGGAACAUCCUUUGAAUUCCAUAAUACAUACUGAGUUGAAAAGAUUACAACAAGCAACCAUGAAGUUCAUUAAUGAGGGUAGCCCAGCCACCGGCCACAAUAACUCUAGCACUUAUGAAGACGCCGAAGCAGAGUUCUAUCACGAUAUAUCUUUGACUGCCACACCAGCAGUUAACCGGUCCCGACGUGAAGCCAACGCUACCGCUCCAAUAGCUCCACCUCGUAAUAGUGAAAUGGAGAAUUUAGUAAAGCAAAUGGCGAAUACGCUGACCUUAGUGAAAGAGGAACUCAUUGAUAUCAUCAAACCAGAAAUGCUUUCAAUGCGCACGGAAAUCACUUCACUUAAGGAUAAAAUAGCUGGUCUUGAGGAAGCCAUGAAACGUACACGCAUUUCAUCGAAUCCACCCUCACGUGAUGAUGCCUCGCAUGUGCUCGAUGAUCUUUACAUGAUCGAAGAUGCAUUGCAAAAUCAAAUGUACCAACCGCCUUCGCAACCGCAUAUUAAUGUGACUGGUAGCAUGUUCCCCGGCGUAGGUAAUGGCCCCAGCACACAACCACCCGGUGGCGUGCAAAGUCCAUUUGUUGCCGCUCAGCAAUCUCAACAAGCUGCUCAACAAAGAAACUCAAUGCACUUGCAGCCGAAUGCAAUGGCAGCAGCCGCAUACAAUAGUCCCAUGUUUAAUCCGAAUUAUCCAAUGAAUUAUUAUCCACAACCUUACAUGAUGCCACAACCACCUGGUCCACCUGGAUCCGCCGGCGGUAUGUUGGGUCAACGUAAUGCUAUGCCCAUGCCAUAUAUGGAUGCCAAUUUAAGCUUUAGCAUGGCUCAGUCUACGCCAUUAUUGCCCGCUCCUCCACAAGAUGGUCGCCCAAGUAAUUUGUACGGUCUGCUGACACAACCACAACAACCUACAACAAUUACACCGCAAUUCCCACCAUCCCAAUUGCCACAGCUGUCAGUGCCAAUGUCUUUGGCUUCGUUAGGGCCUGCCAUUACAAGUUCCCCAGCUGUUGUUGGUCUACCACCAGCUAUAGCCGCACAAUCGACACCGACCAGUGCGCCCAUUCAAUUCAAUAAAGUACUUAAUAAUCAGCCGGUUGAGAAGGGACCGCCAGCUAAUGUAGUAAUCACCAGUUCAGAUCCGUUACCGAAUCCAAAUAGACCAGCACAACAACCAACAUUGAGUGUGACAAUACCACCACAUCAUAUCAAGCCUAGCCUCGUAGCAACAACCGACUCGAAUGCAGCACAGCCUGCAACACAAGCAGUCCCCACACCAGCUGCCCCUGCUAACGCCAUAACAAAUACCAUUAGCACAAGCAGCAGCGGCGGAUUUACUGGCUUCUCUUUCGGCAAUGCCGCCCCAACUACGCAAAGUCCAUUCAGCAUUACUUUUAGCAGUAGUUUUGCAACGCCUGCAUCUUCUACCACAUCUAUAUUUAGCGGAAAGAAUGCAGUCUCUACUACGUCGAGCAGUACAAUCAGCACUAGCACUUUCAGUUUCAAGCCACAAAUCGAGCAGGCGCAAGCACAGGCAGCCGCUGCAGCUGGAGAGAAUGGUUCGGGAGACAGCAUUUCGGUGUUGAACAAAACCGCAGACAGUUUUUCGAGUGAGCCGAACAAAAGCGGCACAGAAGUCGAGGUAGAAUAUGAUCCACGCCCGGACUUUAAGCCCAUCAUACCAUUGCCUGAUGAAAUCGAGGUUAGGACUGGUGAGGAAGACGAAGAUGUCAUGUUUUGUUGUCGCGCCAAACUUUAUCGCUUUGCAGACAAAGACUGGAAGGAGCGCGGCAUUGGCGACAUAAAGAUACUCAAGAAUAAAGAAGGAUCUUCCAGAAUACUCAUGCGUCGCGAUCAGACACACAAAAUAUGUGCAAAUCACAAAAUAACCAAAGAACUUAUACUAACAACGCCAACGAAUGAAAAGAAGGGACAUAUUUGGGUGGCCAAUGAUUUUGCGGAUGAGGAGUUGAAGACAGAACGCUUCUUUGUUCGUUUCAAGUUGCCAGAGUCAGCGCAGAAGUUUUACGACUGUUUCAAGCAGGCACAAAACGAAGCUGAAGAAUUGGAUAACAAAAAGCACACGACCAUUACGAAAGAACAAAGCACUAAAGAUAAAAAGGACAAACAACCAGCACAAGUUCUGUUUGGCUUAGCCAAGAGUGCAGUAUCAAAUUUCGCCACCAGCACACCGGCUACAAAGACUACUGCUGAAAAAGUACCAGCUGUUGUAACACAAACCUCGGUAGCACCAACGGCUGUCGCUACUAAUACUUUACCAAACGUUGGUGGCGUUUCCAAAACUCUGUUCGGUGGGCUUGGUAAUGUUGCCAGCGUAGGCGAAAAUAACAAAUCGGCGCCACCGAAAACUACUGCUUCGCCAUUCGCUCAUUUCAGUUUCGACAAAGGGGGCGCAACAACAAAUGCACCCAGCUCAAAUGCGACAAACUCCACCACUACUACCACUUCCUCGCCCUUCGCUAAUAUCUUUAGUAAUUUGGGCAAGUCUGGUGUCACCACAUCAUCGCCCUUCAGUGUAGGCAAUCUGCCAGCCUUCUCCGCUACCAAUAGUGCCCAAGAUAGCAUUGCAACAGCCGUCGGUGGAUCUACGGCUACAUCGGCACUGAACAAAUCGAAUACUUCCGAUGCGGAAGAUGAAUACGUACCGACGGCAACUUUCAAUCCAGUGAUACCAUUGCCUGAUUUGGUGGAAGUCUCUACAGGCGAAGAGAAUGAAAUUGUCUUGUUCGAGCAUCGUGCCAAGCUCUUGCGUUUCGACAAAGAUGCUGGCGAGUGGAAGGAGCGCGGCAUUGGCAACAUGAAGCUAUUACAGGACAAGGAUGACGUUAAUAAGGUGCGUUUGGUAAUGAGACGUGAGCAGAUACAUAAGCUCUGCUGCAAUCAACGUUUGUAUAAGAACACCGCUUUCAAAUAUGCCAAGAAUUCACAAACUGCGCUGACAUGGGCUGGUCAAGACUACUCGGAGAGUGAACUGACAACUGAAAUGUUGACUGUGCGUUUUAAAUUAGCCGACACGUGCAAGCAAUUCCAUGAAGCUGUUUUGAAGGCGCAAGCAAAUAUGAGCGAUGAGGCUGAUGAGAAGAACGCAAAGGUUAGCGGCGGCUCCGCAACAAUUGGAAAGCAGACCAAGGAAAAAUCUGAGGGAAAACAAGCUGCCGUUAAAGGUUUUGGUGAUGCUUUCAAACCCAAAGCCGGUUCAUGGGACUGUUCCGCUUGCUACAUAUCGAAUACGGCUGACAAGCAAUAUUGCAUUGCCUGUGAUACACCAAAGGAUGACACUGUGCCCAAAAAGGACACCACCAAUGUGCUGUUAACUAAUCCACCAAAGGCAUCUUUUGUUUUUGGCUUCUCACCAGCAACGAACGGCAAUGUAGCGGCGCCUGCGCAAGCGGCUGAAAGCUUUACUUUCGGUAAGCCUGCAGCCACAUCAAGCAUUCUUGCAGCGAAUACGAAUAGCACUGCAAGCGCGCCACAACCCGUAACCUCUACAACAACGAACACAAAGUCUGGUUUCGGUGAUCAAUUUAAACCGAAAGUUGGUUCUUGGACAUGUCAAGGCUGCUAUUUAAGCAACACGGGUGAUACACUAUACUGCAAGGCAUGUGAUGCGCCUAAAGAUGAUACUGUGCCCAAAAAGGAAUCAACGAAGGAUGUGCUUGCUCUCUCGAAUCCAACGCAGAAAUUCAGUUUUGGUUUUGGUGCGGCCGGCGCCGUCGCAGUCGCUUCCACAUCAACAACUAGUACAACAACAACUACAAGCAGCUUCGCUUUUGGUGGCGUCCAAAACGAAACAGGCAAAACUCUAUUUGGUAAUUUGACGAAUACUAGCACCACUGACGCGCCCAAGUCCUUUACAUUUACACCGGCGACAUCAACACCAGCGAAUGUACCAACAACUUCGAAGCCCGGAUUCUCAUUCCAGCCGCCGUCGAAGACUUCCGGUGCUGGAGGAGAAUCCACAUCCAUGUUUUCUUUAGAUAAAAAAGAUUUCAAUUUCACUUUGAAACCGAAGAGUCCCGGCAAGUCUAGCGGUGCUGGUGGCGGUGAUGCAGAUGCCGCGGUGGACGAUGGUGAAGAUGGCGAUUACCAAGAGGAAGAAAACAACACUUAUUUCACACCGGUCAUACCACUGCCGGAUAAGAUUGACGUGAAAACGGGUGAAGAGGAUGAAGAAUUACUAUAUGUGCAUCGUGCUAAAUUAUAUCGGUUUGUCGAUGGUGAAUGGAAAGAACGUGGGCUAGGCGAUGUGAAGAUAUUGCGUCACAAGCAAACCCAAAAGUUGCGAGUUGUUAUGCGCCGCGAACAAGUGUUGAAAAUCUGUCUCAACCAUGUGCUGAACGAUGAAGUCGAGUACAAACACAAGGAUGAUAAAUCAUGGCUAUUUGUGGUGAACGAUUUUAGCGAGGGCACUGUUGAGUUGGAGAAAUUCUCAUUGCGUUUCAAAAAUAAAGAGAUUGCACAAGAUUUUAUGGUUGUUGUGAAAAGUGCCAUCGCGGGCACCGCUGUCGCCAUUGAGAGUGCCGGUAGUAUAUCCACGAAUACUACUUUGAAUAUGACCGAAAUUGCAGACAACGAAAAGGGUGUGGCAACUCCACCGACUAGUUUGUCGGAGGCGGACAAGUUGACAGCUGAGAAAUUGCAAUUACCUUAUGAAUUCUUUGCAGCACAACCACCUUGCACCGGUUGUCGUGGUUGUGAUCCAGAUUCAUUUGUUUUCCCUAAAGAAAAGCCCGCUGAGAUAUUCGUUAAUAAUGAAGAUAGUGAACACGUAUUGAAACCAUUCGAAUUACCCGUGUUGUCAUUGCCUAAGGCGGACAGUGCGGGCCGUUCACUUCUAAAGCAAAGCGCUCUCUCACCCAUGGUACCCUCACCUGCGGCCACAACGCUUACCUCCAUCACCAGUAACAUUAAAGACACUCCUAAAACGGGUGAAUCAAAUAUAUUUUCGGGUUUUGGUGGCGUGAACUCUACAGCUUUCGGUGCUACUGGUGAAAAGAGUGCCAGCAAUUUUUCAUUCACCGCUGCUAUGAAUAAUACCAAAAAAGACGAUGAAAAUAAGACGACGAACCCAACAAGUGGAACAUUCUUAUUUGGUCAGGGCGCUGGUGGCUUGAGUGGCAGUUCAAUUUUCGGAAGUGGCGGAGAUAAAAACCCAAUUUUUGGUCAAACACCUUCGAUAUUCGGCAAUGCCGCUAAUCCUUUAACUAAAGCUGCAGAUUCCGCUGCCACAACCGAAAGCGACAAACCAAAAUCUAUAUUCGGUGGUAUUGGUAGCAGCACUGGCAGUGGAUCUAUAUUUGGUGGAAAACCAGUUUUUGGUUCAGGCUCCAGUUCAAUUUUCGAUGGCAAAUCAUCUUCGGGCAAUGACACGACAACCAAAUCGAUUUUCGGUAGCUCAACCAACACGACUGCUAAUACCAUUGGAGGAGGCUCUUCGAUAUUUGGCGCUUCAACAUUUCCAGCUUUUGGAAACACCACUAGCACGCAAGGUUCGAUAUUUAGCGGUGGAAAUAAUGCAAACGCGUCAAAUCCGAACACAGUAGCAAACAUUUUUGGUGGUAUACCUAAGGAGCCAACUGUAGCCGCACCCAGUUUUGCUGAUCUCUCGAAGAAAGCUGGCGUGACUGAUUUUGCCAGCUUAGCUGCGAAUGUGAAUUCCGCCAACACCAAUAAACCCGCGGAAAAACCUGGUCCGGGCGGUUUCAUUGGUCUAACCGAUGAAAAUGCCUUUUCCAGCUUCUCCAAGUCGGCACAAAACAUGUCAAAAGAUGGCAACGCUAACGAUUCCACCCAAAACGAUGAUAAUGAAAAUUAUGAUCCGCAUUAUGAUCCUAUAAUUGCUUUGCCAGAUGAAAUUCAAGUAAGUACCGGCGAGGAAGAUGAAACGAAAUUAUUCGGUGAACGUGCGACCCUAUACCGCUACGAUGCAAAUACAAAAGAAUGGAAGGAACGCGGCGUUGGUGAACUCAAAAUAUUGGAACACAACACCAAGCAUACGUAUCGGCUGGUAAUGCGGCGAGAGCAAAUACACAAAUUGGUUUUGAAUCAUGCAGUUGGUGCGGAUUUCACUUUUAACAACAUGAAUAACAAUCCAAAGAGUUUUAUUUGGGCAGCGCUAAACUAUGCCGAAUCGUCUGAAGGCGAAGUUGAAAAAUUGGCGGUGCGUUUCAAGAAUGUGGAUCUAGCAAAUCAGUUCAAACAGAAGUUGAAUGAUUGUAUCACGUCGAAAAGCAACGAGCCCGUCAGUACUUCCCGAUAGUUUAUUUAAUUGAAUAUGUUUAAAAAAAUAUUGUGGUAUCGGAAACAUCUGAAAAAUCAUAAAUUAACUAAUUUGUAGCAUUCCUCAUUUCUCACUAUUCACGUACAUAUGUGUUUUUGUAUUAUUCACAAUUUUUAUUUUAUUAUAUUUUGCUGAAAAUUUGUUACUUUUUGCUCAUUUGAAUUUUGGCAAAAAGGUCGUACGAAAUUUUUUUGUUUGUCAGUUUCGUUGCAUGUGCGACAUUUGAACAAAAUUAGUAAAAGAAAUUAUUACAGUUGUGGUAUAAAAUAAAAUUGUUAUUCGUACACUAUACUUACUACAUAUAAUAAGAACUUAAAUUACAUCUUAAAA